Molecule: messenger RNA, 6342 nt
Organism: Equus caballus (horse)
Lineage: Eukaryota; Metazoa; Chordata; Mammalia; Perissodactyla; Equidae
Gene: PPFIBP2
Product: PPFIA binding protein 2
Biological process (GO): neuromuscular junction development
Cellular component (GO): presynaptic active zone
Molecular function (GO): protein binding
Source: RefSeq, a predicted model, not a curated record
GUUUUUUUUUUGCUUCACUUUGUUGAUUUUGUUCAUCAUAAAAUAUUUGAGUGCCUACAACUUGGUGGACACUGGUUUUAGGUGCUAGGGAUGCAGCAGUGAAGAAAACAGGCAAACUUCCUAAACCCUUAUUCUCUAGUUUCCGUUUGUGUGGGUGUGGGUGUGGAUAAUAAACAAACCAAUACACAAAAUAUUUCAGGCGGCGAUAAAUACUAUGAAGGGAAAUAAAGCAGGAUACGGAUUGUGUAGUCAGGGCAGACCUCCCUCAUAGGAUGAGACCUGAAGGAUGCUAGGGAGAGAGCCACAUGGACACCUGGAGAAGCACAUUCCAGGCAGAGGAGGUGGUCGGUCCAGCACACACCCUGAAGGAGGAGUGUGCUUGGUUUGUGGGAAGAACAGGAAGGGGCCCUGUGGCUGGAGUUGGUGAUCUCAAAGAAGCCUGGUGGGAACUGCCUUCAGAGAGGAAGCAGGUGCCAGAUUACAUCUACAGCACAGUAUAGCGCAGCCAUUUUGAGGGAUGUGUAAUUUGAAACUCUACCCCAAUGACAUGAUUGAUGAAAGAGGGUCCAAUUUAGAAUUUGGCAGCAAGCAGUAUGAAAUUGCAAACUUUUGAACCAGGAAACUUCCUGGCUAAAAUAACAUUCCUAUUUAGAGGAUUGAGAUUUAAUGAAGUCCUAUGUGAUCAUUUCUUUGACUCAUUGUUUUCUAAAAUUCCUAAUUCUUGAAUAAUUCUUAUUUAAAUAAUCCUAACACAAUUGGGAAGCUAUUUAUCAGACAAAUCAGAAGUGGAUCCUAGUGGUUUCUUUUCUGCCAGGAGCUUGGGGACAGACUUUCAGAGUUGCUCUCAUGUGAUCACUGCUAUUUCACGGUGGCCCCAUGGAGCUGGUUAGACAGACCCUCAGCGUGGUAGAACCUCUUACUUAAUUCACAAGGCAGCUCAGCUAGACUGAAUUAAUUGGAGCCCUUGGCCCAGAAUGUUUUCCUGGGUUUGCUUGUGAAAGAACAAGGGAAAUCACACACAACAAAAUACUUUAUUUCCAGGAUUUGGUAAAACCAAUUAAAACCAAAAUCUUUUAUAUCAUCAUUAGUCUGUAACUUCUUAAGGCAAGGAUCGUAUGGUUUGUUUUCACUUCUGUAUCCCCCCCAUACUUCUGUAUGCUGAGCAUAAUUUUAGAGGCUCCAAAAAAUUUGUUUUUAUUGAAUGAAGGUCACAUUCUAAGAUCUUUAAUAUUUUGUCCCAAUUUUCUACAACUCUGCAUUCAUAAUGCUUAGGGUAAGUAUCAAGGUUCAUAAGGACCUUACCGCCCUGUGUUUCUUAAGUCUUAGGCCAGGCUGAGCUCCAAGCUAUAGAAUGCUAGAGAUCACAUAUUAUUGCUCUGGGUCCUGCCAGCGCGUGGCCCCAAGGCGUGGUGCAGACUAUGCAAGUGUUAAUCCUCAUAAUAGGAUUAACCAUAACACAUCCUUCCCAAACAGAAACUUGGGAACCUGGGGAGCAAUGGCUGCCCCCGGAAUCCUGCCCUUUUGAAAGGAAAGUUAGUAGUUGAAAAGGCUAGUACUGCUGAUAGUGUUGGGCAACAAGGAAUAAAAAAUGAAAAACCAUAAAAGGUUUGUGUUCAAGAUGGGCCUAGUUAACAGGUGUCCAUUUUCAGAUUAUAAUUGAAAUGCUAGCACAGCAUGCAUCAACUCCGGGAAUGUUUCAAUAGUUCAUUAAUCACAUGAGAACAUAAAAAUGGAAAGCUUAAAGUAGCCAUAUUAAUUUAGGUUGGUUCCUCUGUAAAGGGGAGCUUUAUAAUUCAUAAAGUUUAUUUAAACACUCAUAGCUGAGUUCAUAUUAACUCAUGCUCCAGCUAUCAUUCCUUUAUAGACUGAGAAAAAAUUUAUGAUAAUCUAUAUUUAAAUGGCAAUGACUCAACCAUUGGUUAAAAACCGAGUCCAGAGACUCUCAAUUUACCAGUCAUUGAUUUCUUUAUUUUUUGGAGGCCACCCAUUUACUUUCUUCAUCUUCCUACUUUUUCUUUAAUAAAGAAAAAGAAAAAGGAUCGUAGACAGUUCGCUAAUACAGAAGGCUGUGAUAAUCCUCUCAGUAUAUAUUUAGGGUAUAAUUUAAAUGACAUUGUAAAUGAAUUUUUAUUAAUAAUUCCAAUAGAUAUCCUCAGAGUUCUUCAGAAAGAUGACUUUCUUCCUGCCACUGUAUGUGCAACGCGGCUUGUGUAUGUUUAUGACUUAGAGUCAUGUUUUGGCCUGUGAAGCACAAAAACCUUUCUGGAGCCAAGUUUUGUCAGUGCUAAUACAUGCCCUUUACGUCCCGCAUUCCUUAAUUGCUUCAGAACACUCGCCUGAUAGGUGAGCAGUCCUCACAGCCUUAUGAGAGAGGUAAGGUCAUUGGUUAGUUUCCACAGAAGUUUGGAUUGCUCUUCCACAUGAGGUGGCAGAAGCCCUGGCAAGCCAGCUGAGGUAUGCCUUGAGGUCGGGGCUGCCUGACUGAGCUGUAGAAGAGGAAUAAGGAGCAAGAGUCCAGCCCGGAGGCAGCUCUCAUGGCUGUUGGGUGUUUUUCUCUUGAGUCUGUCAAGAGCAGGAAAUGUGACCAACGUCAUUAAGGCGGUGACUGAGACUCCCUGGCAAGGUGAGUGUCCUCACAGACCAAGUGGAAGCCCAAGGAGAGAAAAUUCGGGACCUGGAAGUGUGUCUGGAAGGACACCAGGUGAAACUCAAUGCUGCUGAAGAGAUGCUUCAACAGGAGCUGCUAAGUCGUACAUCUCUUGAGACCCAGAAGCUUGAUCUGAUGACUGAAGUGUCUGAGCUGAAGCUCAAGCUAGUUGGCAUGGAGAAGGAACAGAGAGAGCAGGAGGAGAAGCAGAGAAAGGCAGAGUCGGUUCUGAAUGUGAUCAGUGAGCUGCAGGAGCAGAUGUGUAGGCUGCAGCUGGACAUCCACAGGCAGAUUCAAGAGCGCUUCUUACUCAGUAGGGACAACCCUGAGGAGGUGGUGGCUGGUGAUGGUGCGGCCGAGCCCCAGCCCUGCAGCCAGGACAAUGCCUGUGGGGAGGGGUCACCUGAGUUACUGCAAGAGCUCAGGCACCUCAAAAUCAAGGUGGAAGAGUUGGAAAAUGAACGGAAUCAGUAUGAGUGGAAGCUGAAGGCCACUAAGGCUGAGGUAGCCCAGCUUCAAGAGCAGGUGGCCCUGAAGGAUGCAGAAAUUGAGCGUCUGCACAGCCAGCUCUCCCGGACUGCAGCUCUCCACAGCAACCAUGCAGAAAAAGACCAAGAAAUUCAACGUCUGAAAAUGGGGAUGGAAACUUUGCUUGUUGCCAAUGAAGAUAAGGACCGUCGGAUAGAGGAGCUUACAGGGCUGUUAAACCAGUACCGAAGGGUGAAGGAGAUUGUGAUGGUAACUCAAGGGCCUUCAGAAAGAACUCUCUCAAUCAAUGAGGAAGAACUGGAAGGAAGUUUCAGAAAGUGGAACACUGCAAAUAAAGGCCCUGAAGACUUAUUUAAGCCAGAGAUGCCUCCGAGAUGUAGUUCUCCCACAGUGGGGCCACCUCCACUACCGCAGAAAUCACUGGAAACCAGGGCUCAGAAAAAACUCUCUUGUAGUCUAGAAGACCUGAGAAGUGAAUCUGUGGAUAAGUCUGUCGAUGGGAACCAACUCUCCCCAGUGGUAGAACCCAAGGACAGUCCUUUCCUGGUAGAGCACAAAUACCCCACAUUACCUGGGAAGCUUUCAGGAGCCACGCCCAAUGGAGAGGCUGCCAAAUCUACUUCCACUGCCUCCCAGCCUGACCCGGCAGGGAGCAGCCUGCUGAAGCUGAAUCGCGGCCGGAGUGUCAGUGCCCCUGUAUUAGGAGACACAGAAAGUGGCUGGGACGACACUGCCAUGGCCAAUGACCUCUCAUCCACGUCAUCUGGUACUGAGUCGGGCCCCCAGUCUCCCCUGACACCAGAUGGUAAACGGAGUCCCAAAGGCAUCAAGAAAUUCUGGGGAAAAAUCCGAAGAACUCAGUCAGGAAAUUUCAACACUGAUGCACCCGGGAUGGCAGAGUUUCGACGAGGUGGCCUCCGGGCAACCGCAGGGCCACGACUCUCUAGGACCAGAGACUCCAAGGGUCAGAAAAGUGACGCCAAUGCCCCCUUCGCCCAGUGGAGCACAGAGCGGGUGUGCACAUGGCUGGAGGACUUCGGCCUGGGUCAGUACGUGAUCUUUGCCAGGCAGUGGGUGACUUCUGGCCACACUUUACUGACAGCUACCCCUCAGGAUAUGGAAAAGGAGCUAGGAAUCAAGCACCCUCUUCACAGGAAGAAGCUGGUUUUAGCAGUGAAAGCCAUCAACACCAAGCAGGAGGAGAAGUCUGCACUGCUAGACCACAUUUGGGUGACACGUUGGCUCGAUGAUAUUGGCUUACCCCAAUACAAAGACCAAUUUCAUGAAUCCAGAGUUGAUGGACGAAUGCUGCAAUACUUAACUGUGAAUGAUUUACUCUUUUUAAAAGUCACCAGCCAACUACAUCAUCUCAGCAUCAAAUGUGCCAUUCAUGUGCUCCAUGUCAACAAGUUCAACCCCCACUGCUUGCACCGGAGGCCAGCUGAUGAGAGUAACCUUUCUCCUUCAGAAGUUGUGCAGUGGUCCAACCACAGGGUGAUGGAGUGGUUGCGAUCCGUGGACCUGGCGGAGUAUGCGCCCAACCUUCGUGGGAGUGGUGUCCACGGAGGUCUCAUUAUCUUGGAGCCACGCUUCACUGGGGACACCUUGGCUAUGCUUCUCAAUAUCCCACCACAAAAGACGCUCCUCAGGCGCCACCUAACCACCAAAUUCAAUGCCCUGAUUGGUCCUGAGGCUGAACAGGAAAAGCGUGAGAAAAUGACCUCACCAGCUUACACACCACUGACCACCACAGCCAAAGUCCGGCCAAGGAAACUAGGAUUUUCACAUUUUGGAAAUAUAAGAAAAAAGAAGUUUGAUGAAUCGACAGACUACAUCUGCCCGAUGGAGCCCAGUGACAGUACUGGUGACAGUCACAGGGUCUACAGUGGCUACCGGGGCCUCAGCCCCCUUGAUGCCCCUGAACUGGAUGGGCUGGACCAGAUGGCUCCUUCAGAAGGCACUGUGACGCAGAUAGGGCUCCUCUCCCAAGACAUUCACCGCCUCACGACUAUGCUGAGCCAGGACCAGCUGCUGAAUGACUCUCGCCUGGUUGCUCCCAACUGUGAGGACUGGAGAUGACUUUCUUCAUGGCUGAGAGCCCAGACAGGCACGUGUGGGGGCCUUGAGCCUUUGCUUCAAUGGGGAACUGGAACACAGCCACCUCCAGAGCCCAGGCUGUGGCUGGCAGGGCAUCUGGGACAUGGGUGUUGGCAGGAGUGAAGCGGGGCUGUGGAACAGACGUCCAGGAGGGGGCCCCAGUGUCCCUAUGUGUUUUCAACCAUGCUGUGCUCCUCACCACAGCUUUUAUACCUUUUGUACUUUCAUACGUGGACUGCAGACCACUCUUGUGGGAAGGGCAAUGUGACAUCAGCACAGACUCAAUGGCUUGUGCUGUUCCUGGUAACAGCUACAAGGCUCUUACACCAAAGGGGAAGGGCUAGUAGUUCAUAAAAGCUCUGCUGGAAGAAGGUUCUGAGAAAAUGUUCUGUAGUGACUGAACUGGGUGGAAUGAUACUAGGGAGCCCCUCCUGUGCUGCUUCCAUACAGAAGCACAUAUUUCCCAAGUGCACAGAAACCUGGCUGAGGUGAGGGUGUUUAGGGUGAGAGGAGGGAAGGAGCAGUGAGACUCCUUCCCACUGUCCUGGCUGCCCUGAGUCUACCCUCCUCUACAGUGGGUGUCUCCGGUUCCUCAGUGCUGUAGGCCUCCAGCAUCUGAGCAGAGGCGUCUCCAGCAAACACGCGCUCAGGGCCUUCUCCUUCCCCCAUAGCUGACACAUGGAGAACAGUCUCCAAAGCCUUCCCCCCAUCAGCCUCAGAUGAUCAAACAGCUCCCCCUUGUGGAAGGCCCUUGGGCAACCCAAGUCAUUUCCACCACAACUCACCAUCUCCCAGACAAGCCUGGUACCUCCCUCAGGGAGGGUCGCCCACACAGUCCCCUCUCAACCAAUCUUCCCCUUUAGUGACCAGCCCCUUCCUCUUCCUCCCUGUGAAGGCUCUGGCCCUAGGCCUCAUCUGAUUUCCACAGCUGGUCUCCUCCAGACAAAGUACCCCAUCCCCAAAGUUGACCUUCCCAAAGCUCUGUUUUAAUCCUGUUAGCUUUCUGCUGAGAACUCCUCAGUUCCAGAAUUACCAGAGUAGAGUUCAAAACUUUAGUCAGCACCUGAGGCUUUCUGACUCUUUCAGGCUUCAUGAACCUGCACUCCAGC